GCACAUGUGUCCUUCCGCGCGUAGAGGAAAUGCUGCUGAACCAAUCACAUCUGUGUUUACACCAUCACCUGUCAAACACACACCCUCGCCUGGAUUUUCUCUCUGUACGGAGCUGAAAAACAAAAUCAGACUGAAGCGCUUACGGUAAACGUUACCUGGACGGACUCUCUGGCAAUUGACCUUUUGCAGUGGAACAGCGGAAUAAGUCUUAAACCAUGAGCUCAGUGGCAGUGUUGACACCGGAGAGCUUUGCGGAGCACCGCAGUGGCCUCAAGGAUCAGGAGAUUACAGGUUGCGUCCCGGAGGAUGAAGCCUAUAUCCCAACCUACCUGGAGGCCUUCCCUCCUCUCCCAGAGAAGGGCACACCAGGGGAAAAAACUGGGGAGCAGCCAUCAGCAUGGGGCAGCAAGAUCAGGCCCAUCAAAGCCUCUGUUAUCACUCAGGUCUUCCAUGUCCCUUUGGAGGAGCGUCGAUACAAGGACAACAGUCAGUUUGGAGAGGGGGAGGAGGCCAAGGUUUGUUUAGACAUCAUGCAACGAACUGGAGCCCACAUCGAACUCUCUCUGGCUAAAGACCAAGGGCUGUCCAUCAUGGUUACUGGAAAACUGGAUUCUGUCAUGAAAGCUCGGAAAGAAAUUGUAGCACGUCUGCAGACACAAGCCUCAGCAACUGUUGCCAUUCCCAAGGAGCACCAUCGCUUUGUGAUUGGUAAAAAUGGUGAGAAACUGCAGGAGUUAGAACUGAAGACGGCUACUAAGAUUGCAAUACCCCGACCUGAUGAUCCCAGUGCUAACAUCCGCAUCACUGGCACCAAGGAGGGAAUUGAGAAGGCUCGCCAUGAAAUUCUCCUUAUUUCUGCUGAACAGGACAAACGAGCUGUGGAACGCCUAUCCCUGGAAAAAGCCUUCCACCCAUUCAUCGCUGGAGCGCACAACCGCCUGGUGCAGGAGUUGAGCCAGGAGACAGGGGCGCGCAUCAGUAUCCCCCCACCCAGCCUGCCCAAAGACGAGAUCGUCAUCACUGGAGAGAAGGAAGCUGUGGCACUGGCACUCAACCGCAUCCGGGCCAUUUACGAGGACAAGAAGAGGAAGACCACAACGAUCUCGGUGGAAGUGAAGAAGUCUCAGCACAAGUACAUCAUUGGACCUAAAGGGAACACUCUGCAGGAGAUCUUGGAGGCUACAGGGGUAUCCGUGGAGAUGCCCCCACUGGACUCCCCCUCAGAGACCAUCAUUUUGAGAGGGGAGCCGGAUAAGUUAGGCCCAGCUUUAACUCAAGUUUACGCAAAGGCUAAGAGUGUUAUGGUAGUGGAGGUGACUGCUCCUGCCUGGUUGCAUCGCUUUAUCAUUGGGAAAAAAGGGCAGAACAUUGGCCGAAUCACACAGCAGCUUCCACGGGUGCACAUUGAGUUUACAGACGGAGAAGAGCGCAUCAGUCUGGAGGGACCCACAGAGGAGGUGGAGCAGGCGCAGGCUCAAAUACAAGAAAUCAUUAAGGACCUGUUGGUGAGAAUGGACUACACUGAAGUCUUCAUUGAUCAGCGUUUUCACAGACAUCUUAUUGGGAAGAAUGGAGCAAACAUUAAUCGGAUCAAAGAGCAGUACAAAGUAUCAGUCAGAAUCCCCCAGGACUCAGAGCGAAGUGGUCUGGUCCGGAUUGAAGGAGAUCCCAAAGGAGUCCAGCUGGCACGAAGAGAACUCAUCGAAAUGGUUCAGAGAAUGGAAAAUGAAAGAACCAAAGACCUGAUUGUGGACCAGAAAUACCAUCGGACAAUUAUUGGGCAGAAAGGGGAGAAGAUCAAGGAGGUUCGAGACAAAUUCCCCGAGGUCAUUAUUAAUUUUCCUGACCCAUCACAGAAGAGUGACAUUGUCCAGUUGAGAGGACCAAAGAAUGAGGUGGAGAAAUGUGCCAAGUUUCUCCAGAAAAUCAUUGCAGACUUGAUCGAAAACAGCUUCUCGCUCUCUGUUCCUAUCUUCAAGCAGUUUCAUAAAAAUAUCAUUGGUAAAGGCGGCGCUAACAUUAAAAAGAUUCGUGAAGAGACCAACACUAAGAUUGACCUUCCAACAGAAAAUAGUAACUCUGAGAUGAUAGUUAUCACAGGGAAGAAAAGCAACUGUGAGGCUGCCAGAAGUCGAAUCUUGGCAAUACAAAGAGAGCUGGCCAAUAUAAAGGAGACAGAGGUCACUAUUCCAGCCAAGUUGCACAACUCUCUAAUCGGCUCCAAAGGCUGCCUGGUCCGCUCCAUCAUGGAGGACUGUGGUGGCGUUCACAUCCACUUCCCCUCUGAAGGCUCUGGCUCAGAUAAGGUCACGAUCCGGGGACCAGCGGGCGAGGUGGAAAAGGCCAAGAAGCAGCUGCUGCAGCUGGCUGAGGAGAAGCAAGUGAACAACUUCACUGCAGAGCUUCAGGCAAAGCCAGAAUACCACAAGUUCCUGAUUGGCCGAGGAGGCGUAAAUAUUCGCAAAGUACGAGACAAAACAGGUGCACGCAUCAUCUUUCCUUCAGCGGAUGACGUAGAGCAAGAACUGAUCACCAUCGUAGGCAAAGAGGAAGCAGUUCGUCAAGCACAGAAAGAGCUGGAGUGUUUACUCAAAAACCUGGAUGAUGUUGUUGAAGACACUAUGAACGUGGACAUCCGACACCACAGACACUUUGUGUGUCGGAGAGGACAGGUGCUGAGAGAGCUGGCAGAGGAGUACGGGGGCGUGGCUGUGAGCUUUCCUCGUACUGGAUCCAACAGUCAGAAAGUUACACUUAAAGGGGCAAAAGACUGCGUGGAGGCCGCAAAGAAAAGAAUACAGGAGAUUAUUGAGGACCUGGAGUCCCAGGUGAGUGUGGAGGUUGCAAUCCCUCAGCGUUACCACAGAGCUGUGAUGGGCCCAAAGGGCUGCCGCAUUCAGCACAUCACCAGGGAGCACGAGGUUCAAAUAAAGUUCCCCGAGAGAGAAGAGAGCACUGCAGGCCAGGAUGCUUUACUUCAAGAAAAUGGUGAUGUCAGUCCUGAGGCUGAGUUCAUCCCUCGAAAGUGUGACAUCAUCACCAUCUCGGGGCGGGCGGAGAAGUGCGAAGUCGCAAAAGCAGCUUUGCUGGCACUGGUGCCCAUUACAGAGGAUGUAAAAGUGUCCUAUGAGUUGCACCGUUACAUUAUUGGACAAAAGGGAAGUGGGAUCAGAAAAAUGAUGGAGGAAUAUGAGGUGAACAUCUGGGUACCACAGCCCGAGAGGCAGCUUGAUGUGAUCAAGGUGACAGGUCUGGCUGCCAAUGUGGAGCGAGCGAAACUGGGUUUGCUUGAAAGGGUCAAAGAACUUCAAGCUGAACAAGAGGAUAGGGCUCUGCGCAGUUUUAAGGUCACAAUGUCUGUUGAUCCUAAGUUCCAUCCUAAGAUCAUUGGUCGCAAAGGAGCAGUUAUUUCUCAGAUCAGAAAAGACCAUGAUGUCAGUAUCCAGUUUCCAGACAAAGGCGAUGAGCAGCAGGACCUCAUUGUGAUAUCAGGCUACGAGCGUAAUGUGGAGGAGGCACGUCAGGCCAUUCAGCAGCUGGUCUCGGAGCUACAGGAGAUGGUGAGUCAGGACGUGCACCUUGACCCCCGGACCCACGCACGUAUCAUCGGCGCUCGCGGGAAAGCCAUCCGCAAACUCAUGGAGGAGUUUAAGGUGGAUAUUAGGUUUCCUCAGCCUGGAUCUGAUGAGCCGGAUAAAGUGACAGUGACCGGGCUUCCAGAGACUGUGGACAGCGCCAUCGACCACCUGCUUAAUCUAGAGGAGGAAUAUAUGCUGAGUGUGACUGAAACGGAGACAUUGGCAGCGUACAUGAAGCCCCCAUCCCGAUAUGGAGGGGGCCCGGGGGGAGCGGGGGGACCAGACGACGGUGGUCCUGCUAAAGGAUUUGUGGUUCGGGACGCCCCAUGGAACGCAGCAGGAAAUAAGGCUCCGGACAUGAGUAGUGCAGAGGAUUUCCCCACGUUUGGGACUGGCAUUGCCCCAAAGCAAACCUCAGCUUGGGGCCCGAAAAAGUUCUGAGACCAUCUUUAAAGGAAAAAAUGUGUAUUGUAGAUGAAAAAACUUGAUUGCUGCUCGCCUUCCUUCCUUCUUCCUUGUUAGAAACCUCCUUUUGUCUGUUGUUUUUAUGUCAACCUUCAUCUACCAACCUCCAAAAACCAGCCACAAAGAAUCUUCUGAAGAAACUAUUCCUUCAUAUAUUUUUUCAUUCUACUUUGUAUGUGUAGUCUGGUUUCCUGGGGCAACGAGGACGACAUUGGGAGCUCUUACUUUUGUUAUGUCUUGCUAUUAUGCUCACUCAGUUGCACUGCAUUAGUCGAUUUGAACUUUUUAAAAACUGUCUGCUGACCGUCAGUAAUGUGAAGGAGCGACCUUGGAAAUUAGCUCAUUUUAAAUAUUUAUUAGAAUUUUAAAUGAGAUUGACCAUUCAUAAUGUUUUCUAUGUGUUCAUUCCCUUCACAAAGCAGUUUGUUUUGUGAGCUGUGCUGGAUGCAGAGAUUUCCACCUUCAAUUGUAUUUAUUUUGGAUGGAUUCUAUAAACGAUUUUUUUGUAUUAUGUUUUUUUUUUUUUUUUAUUGAAAAGAUUUGGGAGUCUUGAAUCUGUUUGUACUGAAGCUUGUUCUGUUUCUGAACUAUUUAUUUAUUCCAAAAGGAGAUAUUUUAUUUGAACUACUGUGACCAUACAUUUUGAUAAAAGCACUCUGUAGCUUGCCGCUUAACCCUUCAGUGGAGAGUGAAUGCAGUACAUCAGUGUCUGAGGAACAUUGUAAUGUGGAAGUGUACAAAGGACUUUUCGCUAUUUUUUUAAACUUGUGUGAGGUUUUGUUGGUUCCUGGCAAACCUGGGAGACUGAACGUGUGUGUGUGUGUGUGUGUGCUGUCAAUAUAUUUGAAUGAAGCUAAACCAAACUUUUACAUUUUGUCUGUGUCUCUCUACAAUUGUUUAAAGGGUCCAUAUUUCACGAUUACUGAUCUAUGUUAUAAUGAGGUUUCCUCCUCACAAACCUGGAGUUGUUUUGUUUCAUUCAAACAUGUUUAACACACAAACCAUGACUAUUUUGACUGAUUUCUUCUCUCAAACACACCUUGUUCCACCUUGUGAUGUUAUGUGGUAAUACAAGUGCUCCACUGUGUUUUAAAUUCCAUACACCUUCAGUAGAAUAAUCUGGAUGAUUUAAUCCUUAAAAUUGUCAAACUACUGAACUAACAGUGAAAAGUAGAUGUUAAUAUGAAAACUACUAUUACAUGAUAUCACAAGGUGGAACAAAACAUGUUUAGCUUUGGAGAUAUAGACAGACUAAUAAUAAAGAAUUUAUCAAACAUGUGUGAAUGAAACAAAAACAUAAACAUAUCUGGGUGUAUUUGUGGAGGUAACAUAACAUGGUUUAAAGCUCACAAGAGUCAGUUUUGUGUAAUAUAGGACCUUUAAAAUGGUCUUCACUCAUAAAAUUACCCUUGUAGACAUGCUGCUGGAUGAAAUCAUUAAAGCUGAAUUUUCUGUAA
Molecule: messenger RNA, 5500 nt
Organism: Boleophthalmus pectinirostris (great blue-spotted mudskipper)
Lineage: Eukaryota; Metazoa; Chordata; Actinopteri; Gobiiformes; Gobiidae
Gene: hdlbpb
Product: high density lipoprotein binding protein b
Exons: 28
Coding region: 216-4019 (1267 amino acids)
Cellular component (GO): nucleus; cytoplasm
Molecular function (GO): mRNA binding
Source: RefSeq, a predicted model, not a curated record